GGCACCUGCCAGGCCGGGGGCCUCGGGUGACAUUGGGCCUCGGCGGCUGGAGGAGGAGGAGGACGGGCUGCGGAACCUGGUAGAAACGGAGAUCUUCGCCUGCGCCCACUGUCACCAUGUUUCGCGUGAUAAUCACCCAUGCCAAGAAGCACCCCAGUUUAAUCCCCUUGUUUUUGAUCAUUGGAUCCGGAGGUAUUGGCGCAGGCCUGUACCUCAUGCGUUUGGCAAUGUUUAACCCGGAUGUCAGCUGGGACAAGAAAAAUAAUCCAGAACCUUGGAACAAACUGGCUCCCAGUGACCAGUACAAGUUCUACUCAGUUAAUGUAGACUACAGUAGACUGAAAAAGGACCGUCCUGACUUCUGAACAACACACUCAUCUCCAUAAGCUGCGCAGAAAGGUCUUCCAGAAGCCGUCCGCACAAUUGUCAUGUUUCAUCAUCCAGGAAAAAAUCAAAUUUGCCUCACGCUGCACUUGGUCAUGUGUUUGAAAGUCUUUUGAGGAGGCUUAAUAAAAGUUUGAAACUUGGAA
This is a messenger RNA of Apus apus (common swift), 530 nucleotides long. RefSeq names its product NDUFA4 mitochondrial complex associated (gene COXFA4). Bases 117 to 365 code for a protein of 82 amino acids. NCBI's taxonomy places the organism in Eukaryota, Metazoa, Chordata, Aves, Apodiformes, Apodidae. The transcript is spliced from 4 exons. The record is from RefSeq and is a predicted model, not a curated record.